Molecule: messenger RNA, 1370 nt
Organism: Ananas comosus (pineapple)
Lineage: Eukaryota; Viridiplantae; Streptophyta; Magnoliopsida; Poales; Bromeliaceae
Product: peroxidase 72-like
Exons: 4
Coding region: 184-1194 (336 amino acids)
Biological process (GO): hydrogen peroxide catabolic process; response to oxidative stress
Molecular function (GO): peroxidase activity; heme binding
Source: RefSeq, a predicted model, not a curated record
AUUUAUUUUAAAGAGCCAAUACCAAUCCCUCCUUUCUUAUUGUUCCCUUCAAAAUUCGUGCAAAAAUACAUCAAUUAAUUGCAUAUAUCUUCAAUUUCCCCUACCCCCUAUAAAUAAUACUUUACCAAUUCCACUCAUCAUCACAACUGUAGCCUCGGUUUGAAACCAAAACAGCUGUGAGAGAUGAUGAAACUUGCAAUGAGCUUUGCUCUUUUGGCCUCACUAGUCACUGCUCUUCCUCCUCUUUGCUUAGCAGCUUCAGCUAACACUAAUGGCGGUUUUCUAUAUCCGCAAUUUUACGAUCACACGUGCCCGAAAGCGCAGCAGAUCGUGUGGUCGGGCGUCGCGAAAGCCCACGCGAAAGACCCGCGCAUGGCGGCGUCGCUGCUCCGCCUCCACUUCCACGACUGCUUCGUCAAGGGAUGCGACGCGUCGGUUUUGCUGGACAGCAGCGGGACGUUCUUGAGUGAGAAGCGGUCCCACGCGAACCUGAACUCCGCGAGAGGGUUCGAGGUCAUCGACGAGAUCAAAUUUGCGCUCGAAAAGGAGUGCCCGCUCACCGUCUCCUGCGCCGACAUUCUCGCCCUCGCCGCAAGGGACUCCACAGUGUUGACUGGUGGACCAUAUUGGGCGGUUCCGCUCGGUCGAAGGGACUCGUUAGGUGCGAGCCUGAGCGGGUCCAAUAACAACAUCCCGGCUCCGAAUAACACCCUCCCCACCAUCAUCACCAAGUUCAAGCUCCAAGGCCUCGAUCUCGUCGACCUCGUCGCCCUUCUCGGGAGCCACACGAUCGGAGACGCGCGGUGCACCAGCUUUCGCCAACGGCUGUACAACCAGACCGGCAACGGCCUCCCCGACGGUACCCUAAACGCGGCCUACGCAGCUGAGCUCCGUGCCCGCUGCCCCCGGUCUGGCGGGGACCAGAACCUGUUCUUUCUGGACCCGGUAAGCCCGUUCAAGUUCGACAACCAGUACUACAAGAACAUAGUAGCAGGCAAAGGCCUGCUGAACUCCGACCAGAUCCUCUUCACGCGGAGCGCGGCCACGAUGGCGCUCGUCGAGCAGUACGCCAACAACAACGAGCUGUUCUUCGACCACUUUGCGAAAUCGAUCGUGAAGAUGGGGAACAUCGCGCCCUUGACCGGGUCGCGGGGGGAGAUUAGGGAGCAUUGCAGGAAGGUUAAUCACCAUUAACUAAUGGAUUUGCGAGAUAAUUAAACUCUGCAUUUGUGUGUAUGCAAUUGUUGUAAGUGUGGCCCUUGUGGUGUUUGUUGGCUUGAUGUUUUAGUUUGUUGUUGUAUUCCUUUUGUUUGAAUUGGCUGUUUAGAUCAAUAAAAUUUGGUGGUGAUCGAACAUCUAAUUCCAAGCAA